AUGGCUGCUAAUAGUUGUGCAUUACUUCAAGUGACCAAAUGCUCUUUGCAGAGGCCUUCCCUUCCAGCCAAUCUUAAGCACUCGAGGAACCCAUUAUCCUCUAGUUUAAAGCCAUUGUUGAGGGACUUGGACCAGUUUCCAAAUAUUUCAGUGGACAUUCCAAAAGCUAUAAAGGAGACUUCGUUCAAAUUAUUGGACGGUUUGGUUGACUUCAUGUAUGAAUUCGUUGACCAACCAUUGCUCCCAUCUCAGAGUAAUUUUGCCCCAGUGGAAGAGAUUGGAGAAGCUACAACAGUAAGAAUAGUUGAAGGAAAAAUUCCGGAUGAUUUUCCAGAGGGCGUUUACAUAAGAAACGGGCCAAACCCACUGUUUGGAGGAUUGAAAUCGACAAGAUGUGUAUUUGGGGAAUCUAGCCACAUGUGGGUUGAGGGAGAGGGAAUGCUCCAUGCCCUACAUUUGAAGAAAGAUAGAAGAAAUAGUGGCAGCUGGAAUAUGUUGUACAAGAACAAACAUGUCCAGACAGAUACUUACAAUAUGGAAAAAGAUAGAAAUAAACCCGGUUUUCUCCCUGCUAUUCAAGGCGAUUCUCCUGCUGUACUGUUCGCUUACCUUCUAAAUGUGUUGAGAUUUGGCGUGAUAAACAAAUACCUGAGCAAUACUAAUGUGUUUGAACAUGCAAACAAAUACUACUCAAUUGCUGAGGACCAUAUGCCUCAAGAGAUCGACAUAAAUUCCCUACAAACUCUGGGGAAUUGGAAUGCUGCUAGUGGAUCUUGGAAUAGACCCUUUACAAGCCACCCAAAGAAAGCACCUGGCACCGGAGAACUAGUUAUAAUUGGUAUUGAUGCAAAAAAGCCUUAUUUUGAACUUGGUGUUAUUUCAGCCGAUGGAAAGAGAAUGAUUCACAAAGCGGAUCUCAAGUUUGACAGGUGUACUGUUUGCCAUGAAAUAGGAGUUACACAAAGAUACAAUGUGAUCAUGAAUUUCCCGCUAACUAUUGACAUAAGUCGGGUUGUUCUCGGGGACCAGUUAAUGAAGUUUGAAAAAGAUGGAUAUGCAAGAAUUGGCAUAAUGCCACGGUAUGGUGAUGCCAAUUCCAUCAAAUGGUUUGAGGUCGACCCUUGUUGUGUAUUUCACGUCAUUAACUCCUUUGAAGAUAAUGAUGAGGUGGUGGUGAGAGCAUGUAGAGCUCGUCAAUCGGUUAUACCAGGACCUAGAUCUAGCGUCAACCACUUUGGGAAGUUCUUCAAAUGGUUUAAAAAGGAAACAAGUUUCACAAAUGACGAUAAUGAAUUCACAAAAGAAUCAACUUUUCCUCGUGUUUGUGAAUGGAGAUUGAACAUGAAAACAGGAGAGGUUAGAGAGAAGAAAAAUCUCUCUGGAGAUGAGUUUGCAAUGGAAUUCCCUAUCAUCAAUGAAAAGUUCAUUGGAUCUAGAAAUAAAUUUGCCUAUCUACAAGUUGUUGAGUUGGCAGAGGUGUCUGGCUCAGGAUAUACGAGAUUUGGAGGGCUAGCCAAGCUUCAUUUUGAAGAAAAGAAAAUCUUUACGGAUGAAGAAGAUGAAUUGAUUAAAGCUGAAUAUCACAUGUUCCCAAAGAAUACAUUUUGUUCUGGAGCUUCCUUUGUUCAAAAACCUGGAGGCAUCGAUGAAGACGAUGGUUGGAUCAUCACAUUUACGCAUAACGAAAAUGAAAAUAUUUCUCAAGUUUGUAUAAUUGAUGCAAAAAAAUUUACAGAAGAGCCAAUUGCUAUUAUCACUUUACCUAGUAGGGUGCCAUAUGGAUUUCAUGGAGCUUUCAUGCCAUUAGCGUCUUAGUAUGUGCAAACACACAAAAGCAAUGAAUAUAAGAACCAUUAUUAAAUGUACGGAAAAAAAUGCUCACAAUAAUAAAUUAUGUGAAAGUCCACAUAGAUUUUUAAUUUGUUCAUAGGCUCAUAGCCAUGACGAAUCUUUCUGUAGGUAGAUGCUAAGAUUGUAAGUUAUAGUAAAAAUUUUUACUACUUCUUUAUAUGAUGUAAUAUAAUUAUACUUCUAACCACAUUGUAACUGAAAAGCCUUUAGUGAU
Molecule: messenger RNA, 2065 nt
Organism: Lycium ferocissimum
Lineage: Eukaryota; Viridiplantae; Streptophyta; Magnoliopsida; Solanales; Solanaceae
Product: carotenoid 9,10(9',10')-cleavage dioxygenase 1-like
Exons: 13
Coding region: 1-1815 (604 amino acids)
Biological process (GO): carotene catabolic process
Cellular component (GO): chloroplast stroma
Molecular function (GO): carotenoid dioxygenase activity
Source: RefSeq, a predicted model, not a curated record